This is a messenger RNA of Staurois parvus, 389 nucleotides long. The record is from the annotation of a GenBank genome assembly. NCBI's taxonomy places the organism in Eukaryota, Metazoa, Chordata, Amphibia, Anura, Ranidae.
UUGCAUUUCCUUGUUCUGUGUACUGUGGGACACCAGAUAUAGUGAAUGCGGGGUCCGGGGAGACCAGAUAUAGUGAAUGCAGGGAGACCAGAUAUAGUGAAUGCAGGGAGACCAGAUAUAGUGAAUGCAGGUCCGGGGAGACCAGAUAUAGUGAAUGCAGGGUCUGGGGAGACCAGAUAUAGUGAAUGCAGGGUCCAGGGAGACCAGACAUAGCGGAUGCAGGGUCCGGGGAGACCAGAUAUAGUGAAUGCAGGGUCUGGGGAGACCAGAUAUAGUGAAUGCAGGGUCCGGGGAGACCAGAUAUAGUGGAUGCAGGGUCCGGGGAGACCAGAUAUAGUGGAUGCAGGGUCCGGGGAGACCAGAUAUAGUGGAUGCAGGGUCCGGGGAGA